AUGUUAAAAUAUGUGAACAGGAUAAAUAAAAAGUUGAUAUAUAAAUUGCAUCUAGAAAAUGAUAAAAUAAUAGACAUGCCGAUGUUUUUAGUAGAUAAUUUAUAUAUUCGAAAUAAAGAGGAAUUAAUUUGUUUAUUAAAACAUGCUAUAAAUUUUAAUACAAAUGAUUUUUUAUAUAAUUAUAAAAGAGUGUUGUUAAAAGAUGAUACUUUCAUAAAUCAUAAGUUCGAAAGAUCAGUAAAUUUUGAUAAAAACGGAAUAGAAAAUGAAAAUUACACAUCUGAAUAUAUAGGAAGUAAUAAAAAUAUGGAUGAUAAAAAUGUCAGUAAAAAAAGUGGUAAUAAUUCAUGUGUAGAAUUGGAGAUAAAUAAGACAAAAUGUGAUGAUACAUUAAGUAAUAUCAUUAAUGAUGUGAAUAUAAAUAAAAGUUAUAACAAUGAUUAUAUAAAAAAUGAAAAAAAAAAAAAAAAUGAAAAAAAUGAAAAAAAUGAAAAAAAAAUAUCCCCAAACUUGAACCCAUACAAAUAUGAUAACGAAGAAUACAACGAAUUAAUAAAUUGUUUAUCAGAAAUAAAUGAAUAUGAUGAAAAUUAUAAUUCAAAAGAUUUUUAUUUUUAUGAAAAUAUAUUACAUUUGAGGGAUAAAGAAAUAGUAGAAGAUGAGUCAAAAGAAAAUUAUAUACAAUAUUUUGAUAAUAGAAAAAAAAUAAAAGACAAAAAUAUGUUAAUGGAAAAAAAAAUACCAGAAUGUUAUUCAUUAAUUGGAUAUAUUCCUAAUAAUUUUUUUUUUUACAAUUAUAAAAAUAGGAUAAUAUCUUUAAUCGAAUAUUUAUCAUAUAAUGAUAUUUAUUCACUUAUUUAUUUAUAUAGUAAAAGUGAAAAAAUAGAUUUUUCAAUAUUAGAGAUAUUAGGAAAAGAAUAUAUAAAUAAAAUUGAAAACGAUAAAAAAUAUAAUUAUAAGAAUACGAUAAAAUUGUUAAAUAUAUUUAUAAAAUUAAGUUAUAAAAAAAAUGAAAUACAAUAUAUUAUUAAAAAAUUAUUAAAAAAUUUAUAUAUGUGUAUUUAUUCUGAAGAUUUAAAAAUAGCUACUUUACAUUUUGUGUGUUUAUCAAAAUUAAAUUUAUAUAAUAUAUUAUUUUAUGAUUAUAUAAAUAUAUUUUUAAAAAAUAUAAAUAAUUUUUCACAUUUAUCAUGUUCUAUAAUUUUACAAUGUUUAGGAUAUUAUCGAUAUUAUAUGACAACAAAUAGGAGUUACAUUUUUAAAUUAGUCAGGGAAUAUAGACACAAAUCUGUCAGUGAAAUGUUUCAUAAUAAAUAUUUAAAUACAGUAGAGAAAAAAAAUAAAUGUAAAAAUAAUUUAAGAAAUAAUAUAGAAAAAAAAAUUUUUAUAUUUGAACAUGGAAAAAAAAAUAUAAAUUUAAUAAAUGAUAUAGAAAAUAAAAUAAUUGAUAGAUUAACAAAAAUAAAUUUAGAUGAUAUUUCAGAAAAAUCGAUUGGUAAUAUUUUUCAUUUUUAUUAUUUAAUUAAUAAAAAGAUACUAACAAAUAAAGAUCAUAUAUUAUUUUGUAAUUUAAUUAAUAUUUUGAUAAAAAAUAAAAUAAAUUUUCAAAAACCUCGAUCUUUUCUUAUGUCUGCUUACACAUUAAUUAUUCAUAAAUAUUUUACAAAUAUAAAUAUAUCUUGUUAUUUUUUAUUACAAUGUUCUAAUUUAAUUAAAUUGUUGAAGCAGGAAAAUUAUAUGAGCAAUUUGUUGUUUGUGUUAAUGGGCUUUUCUCAGAAUCAGCUUAUUUUUUACAACACGAACAAAAAUAGGAACAAAAAUAGGAACAAAAAUUAUAAUAAUAAUGAUAAUAAUAAUGAUAGUGGUAAUGAUAGUGGUAAUAAUAACUACCCUGAAAUAUACAUCGAUAAUAAAUAUAAUAAAUUAUGUAAUUUUAAAAUCGAAAAUAAAUUUAAGGAUAUGACUGAAAUGUGUGAAUAUAAAAUAAAUUGUUUAGAAAAUAAAUUAUAUAAACCAGUUAGUUAUAGAUCUGCUAUUUUAUACAUAAUUAAUGAGAUAACAAAUAUAGAUUAUAAAUUAAAUAUUGAACAAAUUCGUAUGUAUCUAUUACUUUUUUCAAGUUUUGAUAUAAAAUUUUCAUCUGAAAUUAAAAAAAAAAUACUAUCUAUUAUUAUUAACGAUUCUACAUGUUUAUUAUAUUUACCUCAUAUUAUUAUUCAAACUUGUAUUAACAUUUUUGGCAUUCAUAGUAGUUAUAUGAAAACUAUAUGUUUAAGCCUUUUAGAUAAAAUUGAUUUUGAAAUUAUAAAAUUAUUAAAAAUUAUUAAAAAUGAUAAAAAAUAUGAAAAAUAUGAAAAAUAUGAAAAAAUUCAAGAUGGUGAAAAAAACCAACAAUUUUGUAACUAUUUAUUUGAUUUAAAUAUAUUAUCAGAAAUUCUUUUUGUAUUUGAUCAAAUUGAUAUAAAUAAAAAUGAUUUUAUAAUAAAUAUUGUAAAUUUAAUGUGUUUUAAUAAUUUUUUUAUUUUUAAAUAUAAAAAAAAUAAUUUUUGUUCAUAUGUUUAUUUUCUUCAUUAUAUUGGAAAUAAUAAACUUGACACAGAAAGCUACAAAAAAAUAUCUGAUUUUAUUUUUACCAAUUUAAGUAAUUAUAUAGAUCUAUCUUAUAAGUGUUAUUUAAAUAAUGUGGAAAAACAUGCAAACAUAAGAAAUGUAAAUGCUUUUAACAAAAAUAAUGUGGAUAAUUCUGUUGAACAUGAUGUAUUUUUUAAUGAAGUGGAACAUAAAAUGAUAAUGGACAAAAUAUAUGUAAAAGAUAUUUUGUUAUUGCUUGAUGCAGUCAGAAUUUUAAAAGCUUACAAUUAUGUUUCACUUCUCUCUAACUGUGUUGCUAUGCUAAAUACAGAUAAAAUUAAGACCCUUUCGGAUGAAGAUAUUGAAUUGGCUAACUACAUAUUUAUAGACAUGGGGUUAUAUAAUAAAUAUAUAAUGGAUGAAGCAAAGAAUAGAGGGCUGAAAAUAGGCUUGAAAUGA
Plasmodium yoelii is the source of this 3030-nucleotide messenger RNA. RefSeq names its product conserved Plasmodium protein, unknown function. The transcript is spliced from 3 exons. Lineage: Eukaryota; Apicomplexa; Aconoidasida; Haemosporida; Plasmodiidae. The coding region runs from base 1 to 3030 and encodes 1009 amino acids. The record is from RefSeq and is a predicted model, not a curated record.